This is a messenger RNA of Anastrepha ludens (Mexican fruit fly), 2536 nucleotides long. Its product is annotated as gamma-aminobutyric acid receptor subunit alpha-2. Bases 1 to 2205 code for a protein of 734 amino acids. Lineage: Eukaryota; Metazoa; Arthropoda; Insecta; Diptera; Tephritidae. Gene Ontology annotation, biological process: monoatomic ion transmembrane transport; chemical synaptic transmission; signal transduction. Gene Ontology annotation, molecular function: GABA-A receptor activity; neurotransmitter receptor activity; extracellular ligand-gated monoatomic ion channel activity. Gene Ontology annotation, cellular component: neuron projection; membrane; synapse. The record is from RefSeq and is a predicted model, not a curated record. The transcript is spliced from 11 exons.
AUGUCUUUCCUAAUUGCGGCUACUAAUAUACAAAAGCCUUUUAUCUUGCUUUUCAAAUUCAGUUUGGUAAUGGUUGUUGGGCUACUAAAAUUACACUGCCAUGGUGUGCCCACUGCCACUGGAAAUCACACCAUAGCGACAACAACAACAAAUGAGACCGCAACUAAAGAUAAGCUAAUGACACUCAGCAGAAGCAAUGGCCAGCAAAGAACACUUUAUGCAAGUGAAAUGCACGAAAAUCUAAAUGCAGCAACAACAACUAGAACAAGUCUGGGGGAGGUGGGCACAGAAGCAACUGCAACAACUGCCACCACAUAUGAGCAACAUUCCUUUGCCACAAAUAACAGCAUCGACAUUGCCGUGUCACCAAUGAUGAGUCAAUUACCAGCUGAUGUAGCUUUAAGUUUAAAAGGGUCCACCCAAACUGACAGCGCAACCCCCACCACCACCGCCGCCACUUCCAGCGGCAAUGGGGCACCAGCCAAACGUUUUCAUCACCAAUUGAACUUCUCUCAGCAUCAGCAACAACACCCACUUCCCACCAUUACACCUGCAAUGCAAGUGGCGCGUAUUUACGAAUCCUUUCGCGCGCUGCCUGAGAUGGAUCUACACUCUACUGGAGGUCUGCCACGUUUCAAACGGAUGUCAGAUUUAACAACGGACGACAGUCCAGCCACAACAACAAACACAAGCAUAACCACUGCAUGGCCGACAACGACAGCCACCACAGCGACAAGUGUGGACGCCAAUGUGACAACAGCAACAAAUAUGCGUAAGCGCACGGCCUCGGCAGACAUGUUGAGUCGCAACAUAUCCAUUAUUUUGGAAAAUCUACUUAAAAGCUAUGAGCAGUCACAACUGCCAACACACGGACAAGGUGUGCCAACGGUGGUGCGGACCAACAUUCUUAUACGCAGCAUGGGGCCAGUGUCGGAAUUGGAUAUGGACUACUCCAUGGAUUGCUAUUUUAGACAGUAUUGGCACGAUAAGCGGCUGAGCUUUCAGGGUCCCAUACAAAGUCUUUCUCUGAGCAUUAAGAUGCUAGAUAAGAUUUGGCGGCCGGACACGUAUUUUUUCAAUGGGAAACACUCACAUAUACACACCAUCACUGUGCCGAAUAAAUUACUGCGCUUGGAUCAAAAUGGUGGCAUCUUAUAUUCCAUGAGACUCACGAUAAAAGCGACCUGCCCAAUGGAACUAAAAAAUUUCCCGAUGGAUUUACAGUCGUGUCCACUAAUAAUCGGCAGUUAUGGUUAUACAAAUCGCCAACUCGUCUACGAAUGGAAGGGCGAAGCUGACGCGGUGUCAUUUGUGCCCGGUAUGACAUUGAACCAAUUCGAUUUGAUUAGUAUGAAACACCGUAAUUUCACCUAUACAAGGCGCGAGGGAGAUUUCUCAGUGCUGCAUGUCGCCUUCAAUUUGAAACGACACACUGGCUAUUUUCUCAUUCAGGUUUAUGUACCCUGUAUAUUGAUUGUGGUCUUGUCGUGGGUGUCCUUCUGGAUUCACCGUGAAGCCACUAGCGAUCGUGUGGGUCUUUGCGUGACUGCUGUACUCACUCUAUCCACCAUUAGUUUGGACUCGCGCACCGAUUUGCCGAAAGUAAAAUACGCAACAGCCCUGGAUUGGUUUCUGUUGAUGAGUUUCCUUUAUUGCAUAGCAACAUUGUUGGAGUUUGCGGGUGUGCAUUAUUUUACAAAGGUUGGCAGUGGUGAAAUUCCCAUAAGUGAGGACGAAUGGGAAGACAUUGACGAUGGUGUGCCUGAUGAAGAGGGAGAAGAGGAUAUACAAAGUUGCUCGAUAAAACGCAGCAAUGAAUCUGUUUGCGAACUACAACAUCCUUUGGCUGGCAACUUUUGCAAACGCAAUACGAUGAUAUGUCCCAUUUAUAAUGACCCAGCACAAAUAUAUCCGGCGCCAUCUUCGCAUGCCUCUACCAUGGAGCGUACCACGCAAACCGAGCCACCAGUUAUCUCCAAGGCACGACAGAUGUGGCUUUGUUUUAUUGGUGACGAGAAAUUUAGAAAACAGCGCGAACGCGAUGCAGCAGUGGCAAAAGGUACCCGUUAUGUCAACAGCGUCUCACUUAUAGAUCGAGUUGCUCGCGUUGCAUUCCCCAUGUCUUUUGUGUUCUUCAAUCUGCUCUAUUGGUUAGUAUAUGGAAUGUACAAAAAGGAGUUCACUUGGUCAACAAUAAAGGGCUAAGAAUCCAAAGAUCAUAAAAAAAAACCGUAGGGAAGCAUAUCAGACAUACAUAUACACGUAUGUAUGUACUCACAAAGAGUGUUAAAUCAAUUCGAGGGAAGCCAAAUUUAUCAAAAUCAAAUAUUUAUAGGAAAGCAAAUAAAAACAAACGUCAACGCUUAGUUAACAUAAUCAGAGCAAUAAAAACAACAAACACAUCAACAUCGAGCUUCUUUUAUAUUUAAUUAGCCAACAUAGUGAAUAUUUAAUUAUAGUUAUAAUCGCUUAUAUUAUUAGUAAGCAAACAUACAUACACUUACUUAUGUAUACAAAGCAAACCAAUACAAAUUUA